Molecule: messenger RNA, 3099 nt
Organism: Prorocentrum cordatum
Lineage: Eukaryota; Dinophyceae; Prorocentrales; Prorocentraceae
Source: the annotation of a GenBank genome assembly
CACCAGCUGCAGCUGACGCCGGUGAUGGAGCUGGCGGCGUGCCCCACCACCCUCAGGCUGCUGCAGAUGGUGGCUCUCGCGCGGCACGACGGCUGCUUCGCCCCGCUCCUCUCGCUGGAGAUGGGCCUUAGCGCCCGCGACAUGUUCCACCAGAUGGAGGGCCUGCGGAUCGCGGGGCUCGUGAUCUCGGUGCACAUGGCCAUGCCUGACCCGGUCUUGCAGCAGUACCGCGCUCGGGGCGGGCACUCAGCACAGGGGGCGCACAGCAACGUCUUCUUCCACACUCGCUUCUACAACGCCGACAGGGUCGAGGCCACGCAGAUGCAGUCGCUGGAGCAGUUCGCGACGGACCCGCUGGCCAAGAAGAUCUUGCAGGUCCUCGCGGAAGCUCCCGCCAAGGUCGCUUUUGAAAAGGACCUGCGCCUGAUCGCGAAGCAGGUCACAGAGGAGUGUGGCUUCGGGCACGCCACCUCUGGCCGCAUGGUUGGGCGGCUGUACCAGAAGGUGCGGCAGCAGCUCAGCUCGCAGCAGGUUGUCGAGUGCGUGCGCGUGUGGGACAGCACCGCCCGCACCUACCGGGACGCCCUCUGCUCCCCCGGCGCCCACAUGGAAGAGGAGGUGCAGCUGGCGUUGCAGGACGGGCCGAGUGACAGCACUGGCCCUGGCGCGCCAUCAGCGGAAGCGCCUACUGAGACGCCAAGGACCAGCCGAGGCUCGGGGGACGAGGCGGGCUCGCAGUGCGCAGGCCUGGCGGCCCCAGAGGCUGGCGCCGGAGCGGCGGUGGACAGGCUCGCCGUACCUUCAGGCGGUGCUGAUUGUGGCGGCCUGGCACCUUCGGUCAGCAGCGGCUGCGUGCUCCGGGUGAGGGAGCGGCCGCUCGGCGUGCAGGGCACCGACCUGAUCGAGUGCAGCGGCUUCUGCGGGGUGGAGAUCCCUGGUGUCCCCCCAGGCUACCAGGGCCUGAGCAGCACGCAGGUGCAGGACUACCUAGGCAUGCCUCGCAAGGGCGUUGAGUGGCUGCUGGCGGAGCUGCUGCGGCGCCGCAAGGUGGUGAAGGUCCUCGAGAGCCACGGGAAGACGCACGUGAAUUGGUACGUCCACGAGCGCCACGCCAUGGGUGCACUGGCGGCGGCCCUGGGCGACGGCGCGGCCGCCCCGGCGGCGGGCCUGGCCGACAGCUCGCUCCCUUGCCGCGGCGGCGUCCGCCCACCGCGCCUACACGCCACGUUCGAGCGCCGCGUGCACCGCACCAUGGCUCUCGUGGAGGAGCUGGGCGUGGUGAUGGCGGGCGAUGUGCGCCGGGCGCAGGAGACCGACACCGACCUGCGCAACAGCAACACGACUAUCGACCGCAAGAGUUCCCUACGCAUCCUGGAGGAUCUCGCCAGGAGGGACGAGCGGGUCGGCAUCGUCCGCACCGACGGCGGGGAGGCCAGCUUCGUCUACUGGGCCCCGAGGAUGAGCGAGGCGAGCGCGCAGCUGCACGUUGACACGGUCAAGCAGCGCUUGAGGGAAGAAGUGCGACGCAAGAAGAUCGACAGCCUGAGCAAGGGCAAGCAGCUUGCGAUCGCAGACGGCCCGCAGGUGCUGGCCCUCGCGGACGCCCCGCUCGCCGCCGAGCAGGCCUCUCAGGAGGGGCGGCCAGACGAGGCGAGUCACGCCACCAGGGCGCCGCACCCGCCAGCAGCCCGUCGGCGCCGUCUUCUACAGGACGUCUUGCCCAGGCCUGGUCUCCCCGCGGAGGACACCAGGCGCGAUCAGGUGGUCCGGGUGUUCUACGGCUGGGUGGCGCCCGUGAUGGCCCGCGUGCAGCUGCUGCACGGGUUUCUGCUCCGCCGCCUGGGCCUGAGCGCGGGCACCUCCUGGAGCGCCUCGCAGAUCGUGGACGAGAUGGACCUGCAGGUCUUCCUCCAGGUCGUCGGCUGCGAGACGCAGGACGCACGCGUCGACGACCUGCUGCGCGGCGAGGGCUUCCCGCGGCUGGGAGACCUGCCCCCCGACGUCCGGGCCGUGCUGCACAACCGGACGUACAGCGGGGCCUCCCGGUCCGCCCUGGUCGUGCGCAGGCUCAUGGCCCACCUGGUGAAGCUCCGGCUCGCCCGCCUGAGCCAGCAGCCCCGCCCAGGCUUGUACGUGACCGUGGCGCUGAACCACAAGUACGAGCUGCAGAGGCACGCGGCCUUGCACGCCAUGACCCUGGCGACCAGGGGUGGGGUGAGCGAUGACCCGCCCGUGGUCGGCAGCUUCGACUUCGCGGAGUCUACGUCGUUCAGCAGGUACUGGGAACAGCUCAAGGGGCUUGCCAACGCGUGGAUCUCCCAGAUGUCUGGAGACCAGGAGGCGAAGAAGAAGGGGGCUGCUUGCGAGGAGGCUGCUGUCAGCGAGCCAAGCUGCGACGAUGGUGGCCCUGAAGUUGGCGAAGGAAGAGGAGGAGGAGGCGGCGGCGGCGCAAGGGUCCCAUUGCCUCACAAGUAUGGCCUUGCGGAGCUUUUCAGGCGCAAGAACUGGAAGGGAAAAGGAUGGUUGACACCACAUCAACGGACUGCGAUUGAUGAUUUCUACAGGGCAGUUAUGGCCAAUCCAUGUGCCAGUGGGGGUAGAGACGAGUCCCAGGCAACAGUGCCCGCAGUCACAGUGGCGUUACGUACAAUGACGCCGCGCUCGCAGGAAGUGGUGGCACUCAGCCAGCGCGUUGGAGUGCCGCCAGAUCAGAUAGUAAAGUAUUGCGUUCAGCAGACGGAGAUCACCAGGCGCAAGGGUGCGGACGCCGAUACGCCCAAAAGAUUCUCGAUGCUCUUCGAGGUUAGGUAUCAGUGUCACCUUUGUGGGCACGCCUGCUUCCAGCUGAAUUCUAUUGAGGACCACUACCGGCAGGCACACGAGGAGGACCUUCCAGAGGACGAGCGCCUGUACUAUGAUCCCGAGUUCCUUGUGCACCGCGACGAAGCUGGCUCGCGCCAAGGCCGCGCGGCCCACGGGCAAGGGCAGGCGCGCUCGACGCCUGCGCCUGACGGACCGCCCACGCUCGGACUCGGCCGAGGGUGAGAGCAGCCGGUCCGAGGAGCAGCUGGAUCUGCCACCGCUGCCCCCGAUGCCUGC